AUGGCUGCCCACGGAUCUCAGAUGAUCCACAGUGGUGGAAUGAUGCCUGCAAUGAGCACCUUAUCAAUGAGGGAGAAGUCUCAGCUGAAACGCCGGAUUAAUCGUGAACAUAACUGUAAUUUCCGAGCUGGAUAUAUAGAAGUGAAUGAAGAAUAUCUACAUAAGACUGGAAUCAGGGGACGGAAGAGAUAUCUUCUUUACUGUGUAGUUUUCACUCUUAUUUUUCUGGCUUUAGUCAAUGCAUUGGCGACUGCUGGAUUGGUAUAUUUUCUUGGAAUCAGUCAUCUUGGAAUUAAUGACCUGGAAUUUCUGUUAAAAGAUGAUUUGCUACGAGUGUUUGCUGAUACCGAGAUUACCAAGAUUAAGAUGUUUGAUGCUGGGGUCGGAGGUCGAUUUGACAAAAACCUGAAGAUAGUUGGCAUGGAAGGCUCGGUUGUGAUCCAAGCACCAUGGGAUAAUGGAACCAGAGUUGUUUUGUUUGAUAAGAAGAUCACAAUAACAAGCGAUAAUUUUCAAGUGUCCAGUCUGAAAGAUGACCGUGUGUUCAUGUCUACUUCCAAGAAGUCAUCCUACCCUUUAAAGAAAAGUCGAAAUCUUCAUGCAGCUGGCGUCCAGGCUGACAUAGUUCGAAGCGGAACAGAAUAUCCUGAUUUAGACAUCGAGUCUUAUAACAGAAUUCUUAUAUCAGGAUCAGAGGGAGUAACAAUUAACAGCCAACAAGGUUUGGUUUCCAUGACAGCCAAUCAGAACAUCAAGCUGAAUUCUACUGCUGGCUCUGUGAACUUUGAACCCAUGAAACAUUUCUACAUGAGCAAGCAAUUACCAAUUUCAUCUUCCAAAUACGACCAAGUUCAGCUCAAUUCUACCAUCAGCCAAUCAAAUAGCUCAACAGAUAACAGUUCCAGUCAAUCAGAUGCGUCCAUACAGUUCAGCCAAUCAGAACAAGCAUAUAAACUAUGUUUUUGUAUGUCAACUGGAAAGUUAUUUGCAGUGAAAGUAACAGACUCUUUGAUUGGUUGUAAAAAUUUCCAAUCAGAUUUCAAUCCAUGUAGUUGAAUAUUUGAAAGUAACAGAGUUUUAGAUUGGAUGUAAAUAUAUCCAAUCAGAUUUCAAUCCUUGUAUUGAAUAUUUGUUGUGUUAUGUAUAUUGUUAUUUACAAAUUGUGGUUAAAAAAAAUGAUUGAAUUGAGGAGUUCUCAAUGCUUUGUGUUGUGGUUGAAUAUUUUUAUAAAAUAUUGUUUUUUUUGUAGUAUUAAUUUUAUAUUUUUGUAAAAUGAUUUGUUGUUGUGUUAUUAAUUUUUUUGUUUUGUGAAAUUUUUGUUAUUGUAAGUGCACAGAAGAUGCUGGAAUUUGUCUCUAAUAGUAUACCCCCCUUGCAAAUGCUGCAAGACUAUUGUGAGCUAGUAUAUUUUUAAAUUCUUGUAAUAAAUGGAAUAUGAAAGC
Molecule: messenger RNA, 1442 nt
Organism: Lottia gigantea (owl limpet)
Lineage: Eukaryota; Metazoa; Mollusca; Gastropoda; Lottiidae
Exons: 7
Coding region: 1-1056 (351 amino acids)
Biological process (GO): muscle organ development
Cellular component (GO): sarcoglycan complex; sarcolemma
Source: RefSeq, a predicted model, not a curated record